Messenger RNA from Penicillium samsonianum, 4926 nucleotides. RefSeq lists its product as uncharacterized. Gene Ontology annotation, biological process: protein O-linked glycosylation. Lineage: Eukaryota; Fungi; Ascomycota; Eurotiomycetes; Eurotiales; Aspergillaceae. The transcript is spliced from 3 exons. The record is from RefSeq and is a predicted model, not a curated record. Gene Ontology annotation, molecular function: glycosyltransferase activity; protein binding. The coding region runs from base 1 to 4926 and encodes 1641 amino acids.
AUGUAUCCGACCGUCGCACCGUUUCCCCCGGUUCAACCGCACCACCGCAUACACUAUAAUACCGACACCCUGAACCAGCACAUGUACGAUGCGAACGAACAACUCCCCGUCCGCAACGACCCCUCCAAACCUCCCUUUAAUACAAUACCACGAUCGCGCAUCCAACUACCCCAUCCCGUUCAACGCCUCGAUCCUCGCGAUGGGUCCAGCUAUAGCUCUAGCGCAAAUGUGGCCGAACACACCCUGAGGAGGAAAACCCCCAACGGAACUCUGGCUGCGGGGUAUGAUGGAACCCUUGGCGAUACCAUCCAGCUACCAGCAUCCAAACAUAUCUUAGUUUCGCCAAUGGAACCGGGCCAGUUCAUCUCCCCUCAACAAGGGAUGCAGUCCGAAAAUUGGCAGCUCAUGUUGGACCAGUCAGCAACCAAACAAAUGAAUUUCCCACCCGUCUUCAAAAAUGACCCCGCAGGCAAUACAAUUCAAGGAGAAGUCGUUCAAGAUGUGAAUGGGACGAGCUGGGUCCGUCCGGUUAAUUAUCCUCCGGGCGUUGACUCCAUGUUGAACCAAACUUUACCCCUGCAGCCGUCUCAGCGAUUUCUCUUACAGAAUGGGCAAUAUGUGCCCACAGUCCUACCGGCAACCCUGCAAUCAUGCCUCGGACCAACUGCUUCAGCAGGUACUGGGCCAUUCGGUCCAUAUUGGCCGGAUGGAGUAUACAUCCCAUAUCGUCCUGCGGCAUUUCGUGAUGCGCGUUUUGAAUCCCCGACGCCCUUUACAAAGCAGAUGAGCCAGACUUUCUACGACCUCAACCAGCAAGCCUUUAACCAAGCUCAGGUUCCGCUGGACAGCCACGCAGAUUCGGGGCUUGCGUGGGGGCACUCCAUGCCUGGUUUGCCUACUCAGGACUCUUCGAUGAAACCCCUUUUCCCACCGCGUCACUCUGACCAAUUACCUUUCCACGUUCGAGCCAACCGUCCUCUAUCAGGUCUUCCACCGCAGCCCCUGAGCAAUGAACCCACGAAUUGGUCGAAUCGCCCACUACAUGGAUUCCAGCCUCCAGGCCCUGCAGUGGUAGUGAACGCGGAUUUCAAGGAGAAGGUGUUGUCUGAGGCUCAUGGUGUCUAUGUCGACCUCCUCGCAACCAUCCACCAGGCCCGGCGCAACAGUAUUAGUAACGCUGCCGUUGACGGUUACCCCCGAUUCCUGAAGCCGAGUAUCUACCCUAAACCCCCACGGCAACCGGGUCUCGACUUUUCACAAGCCCCUCCACCAGACCUCACGCGUCAUAACAGUUACCCAGCUAGCCAAUAUGACUUGCAACGCCAUAAAUUUAAUGCGGGCAGUCAUAGGUCGAACGAUUCUACAUCUAUUCCUCGUGCCCAAACUCGCCGCCCAUCCUUAAACCAAUUCGCGCAUAGCAGAGGGUCGGAUACCCAUAUGCUCGGAUUGCGUGACAUGGGCUGUCCUCCGGGAGUGUCGCCUUUCACCAGGGCUCGUGGCUCUCUUUUCAACGAGGGAUCGCCUAUGUCUAAUGCUGCAUCUGCUUUGUCAAUGUUGUCUGACUUGUGUGCGGAAAGCCGUUGGGAAUGGAUCGACGGAAUGCUUCUCGGGGGUUGUUUAGCCUAUGGCUUGGGUGAUUAUCACAAAGCCGUGCGAUGGUACUCUAGGAUUAUAGCUCGUGACUCGACACACGUGGAAGCUAUCUCCAACCUUGCUGCUACCAUGUUGGCACUCGAUCGCCGAGAGGAGGCUUCGCAAAACUGGCUGCGAGCCGUGCAACUACGGCCGAGCUUCUUUGAAGCUGUCGAACAUCUGAUUGGUUUACUAUGCAAUAGCCACAGAGGCAGGGAAGCUGUCAACAUCAUUGAUUUUGUCCAGACUUCCCUUCGUCACCCCAAAGACGGCGAUUGCUUUAAGACAGAUGAACACGCUAGCGAACCCGAGAGCGACGCCGAGAGCAACGUAUCUGAUGUGUGCAUGUUCGACAAAGCGUCUUUCGAGUAUGAUGACGAGAUGGGACAAACACAGGGAAUGGAACCUAGCUCACCGGAUGCCAAACCCCUUGGUUUUGCGAGCAGCGGAUAUGCAAUUUCAGGUGCGGAGAACGGGAGAAUGCUAGCUUUGGUUCAUGCCAAAGGUAAUAUGCUCUAUGCUCUCGGUGAUAAUGCGGGUGCUGCAGUGGCAUUUGAGGAUGCCAUUCUCAUCGCUGCUGGCCGAAGGCGACAUGGCAUCCAAAGCAUCAUCAAGCAGAUUUUUGCUGCCUUUUCUGCCCCUCCGGGUAAUGGGUACCCUCAAUCCGAGCAUGAGUCCCAGGAGAGCAUCCUGCUCUAUCCCGAUACAGCAUUGAAAACCGCCAAACUUGUUUUCCCAGCAGGCGGCAUGCCGCCGGGGCUCCAAUACGUCGCCGAAGGUAUUGCUCGCAAUGCAGCCACUUCCACCACCAGCAAUUCUCUCCUUUCAUUGGCGAAAAUUUACCAGGAUGGCAUGUCCAGCGUGGGUUCCUCAGGAACAACCAGGUCUUCCCCUGGUGUCCGGGAUAUUUUGGCUCUCUAUUAUCUUUCCCUCUCCCUACAACCUAGCCCAUCCACUGCAAAUAAUGUUGGCAUUUUGCUGGCUGGCAUUCAAAACAACCCACCAGCAAGAGGCUUGGUGCGUUCGAAUGGUGAGACUCAGCACCACCUGGAGAUCCCUGGAGUCGUCCCUGGGAGUGGAAUAUCCCUGGCCUUGGCGUACUACAACUAUGGCUUGCAUCUCGACUCGCGACAUGCCCAUCUGUAUACCAACCUCGGCAGCCUGCUCAAGGACAUUGGGCAGCUUCACGCCGCCAUCAAGAUGUACGAGCAAGCAGUUCACUGCGAUGGCAACUUCGACAUCGCUUUGGCAAACCUGGCCAAUGCUGUCAAGGAUAGUGGUAAGGUCAACGAUGCCAUUGUAUACUAUAAGCGCGCUGUCAAGGUAAAUCCCGAGUUUGCGGAGGCAGUUUGCGGAUUAGCAAAUGCCUUGAAUUCUGUCUGUAACUGGGUAGGUCGUGGUGGCGUCGUCAACGCCCGUGGCUUCCGAGAUCGAUGGCAUGUUGAUGAGAAAGGGAUGCUUCGGGAUUCAAUCAACAUCGACACGGGCUCUGGAUGGAUCAAGCGAGUAGUGGACAUUGUCGACCGACAGCUCAAAGAAGGCGAAUAUUGGGGCCGUGGCAUGUUGACUACGAGCACGGCAGAGCAAUUGUGCCUGCAACUGGCUCCCGCUUUGGAGUCUACUCGCUUUGCUUCUAGUCAUCGCAUGUCUCUGACAAAGCUCUUCCAGUCUUGGGCCGGACAGAAAUGGGAAGGGUCUCGACUCGUACGUCUCGUCGAACGAGCUAUCCGGUCUCUCACUUGGCAGUGGUAUCAAGACCGUUAUGUCUUCGGCAAAGAUUAUCCUCUUUCUAAGUAUCGUCGACCUCAACUCCCUGGAGGUCUUUCGGCCCCGAAUGCACCUACCGUUCUGCCUUUCCAUACCUUCACUUGUCCCCUGUCGGCGAAGCAAAUCCGUCAGAUCUCCCAGCGCAAUGGACUACGGAUUUCAACCUCGACCCUCAGACUCCCGUGGCUGCCACCUACCGUCUUCCCUCCACCGUCUCCGCCUAGUCCAUACCUUCGAGUUGGUUACGUGUCAUCGGACUUCAACAACCAUCCUCUGGCACAUCUGAUGCAGUCUGUGUUUGGGCUGCAUGAUCCCUCCCGUGUCAAGUCAUACUGUUACGCUACGACACCCAGUGACAAAUCGGUGCAUCGCCAGCAGAUUGAAAAAGAGUCUCCGGUCUUUUACGAUGCGAGUGGAUGGCCGGUUGAUCGACUAGUCCAGCAGAUUGUUGCGGAUGGGAUUCACAUCCUGGUUAACUUGAACGGCUACACGCGAGGAGCUCGCAACGAGGUCUUUGCUGCACGCCCAGCCCCUAUCCAUAUGUCAUUCAUGGGCUUUGCAGGCACCCUCGGUGCUGAAUGGUGCGACUACAUCCUUGCUGAUCAGCUUUCCAUUCCACCGGAGACAUUGAGCCCUGGACGGCGCACAACACGGAUCGAGGAUCGUCUCCUAGAAGAAGACAAUGGCGAGGAACUCGAGGACUGGGUUUACGGAGAGAAGAUUGUUUUUACCCGCGAUACCUUUUUCUGCUGUGAUCACCGACAGAGUGCUCCAGAUGCUGGCGAAAAGCACGUAUCAUGGGAAGAAGAACAAGCCCGGCGCUGGAGAAUGCGCAAAGAAUUAUUCCCCAAGUUGAGUGACGAUACUAUCAUCUUGGGUAAUUUCAACCAGUUGUACAAGGUUGAACCCACGACGUUCCGAAUAUGGCUGCGCAUACUAGCGCGAAUCCCCAACGCUGUUCUCUGGCUCCUCCGCUUCCCAGACACAGGUGAACAAAAUCUGCGAGACAUCGCUAAAGCCUGGGCCGGCGAAGAGACAGCAUCGCGGAUCAUCUUCACGGACGUAGCUCCAAAGAACACACACAUCGCGCGAGCGAAGAUCUUAGACUUGUUUCUCGACACGCCAGAAUGUAACGCCCACACUACAGCUACAGAUGUCCUCUGGAGCGGCACCCCGCUACUUACUCUCCCGCGCUAUAAGUACAAAAUGUGUUCCCGCAUGGCGAGCAGUAUUCUCAGUAGCGCGCUACCCAACUCCGAAGUUGGCCAGCGCGCCCGUGAAGAUCUCAUUGCGUCGUCGGAUGAAGACUACGAGAAUAAGGCUAUCCGUCUAUGUCUGGAUCUGCAGUACUCUGGUCACGAGGGCUACGCCCGCGGCCGGCUGGCGGAUAUCCGGCAGAUACUAUUCCGGGACCGCUAUAAGAAUAAGCUCUUCGAUACGGCGCGCUGGGUGCGCGAUCUGGAGAAUGCUUAUGAGGCCGUCUGGGCGCAGUGGGUUAACGGCGAAGAAGGUGAUAUCUGGUUAUGA